Molecule: messenger RNA, 753 nt
Organism: Nematostella vectensis (starlet sea anemone)
Lineage: Eukaryota; Metazoa; Cnidaria; Anthozoa; Actiniaria; Edwardsiidae
Product: 28S ribosomal protein S24-A, mitochondrial
Exons: 3
Coding region: 121-618 (165 amino acids)
Biological process (GO): translation
Cellular component (GO): mitochondrion
Source: RefSeq, a predicted model, not a curated record
UGGUUCCCUGUGUCUGCGGGGCUCGCGGUGUUUAGUGGGACAUCCAGACAAAAUGGCGGACGAGCGUGUUUCCAUAAUCUCUUGAGUUGACUUGCAUGUUGCUCCACAGAUCUCCGAAGUAUGGCAGGAAUGCUCAGAACCUCGGCUUAUAAGGCUUUGAAUCAGAUGGCAAGGUCGUCAGCACUAGAUUUCAAAAUAUCAAGUUGUUUCGCUGCUGUCACCAGCCACCCUGAGGCUCUAGGAAUUCUGGGUAAUCGUUCUGUCACCAAAGCAAAGGUCCCUAAAGGUGCUCCAAAGAUAAAGCGAACACCUGGCUAUAGGGUUGCUGUUACCAAGGGGUUUGAGUCACAACACACAGGAAGUCUAAAGGGGAGUUAUGGUGCGUCAGAUCGGCUACUGGAUGACGUCAUGAUUAGGAAAUAUAUUGAAGGCGUGUUCUAUGACGAACUAGACUCAGAUAUCAUCGUAAAGAGGCGAGAUAAUCGCAUUAUCAUAUCUUUCCUGGUAAAUAGGGAGACAGACAUCAACAAGUUUUAUUUCUUGACAAGUUUUAGUGAGAAAAUUCUGAGCGAGGCGUUUGGUUGUAUUGUUAAGUUUGAACCGCAAGCAGGAGCAUAAAUAAACGAGGAAAUGGUUAAUUUGAAUUGAGUUCUGUUUGCCUUUUAAGGCAAACCAUAAGACAUAAGACAUUGUACUUUAGACAUAAGACAUUGUACUUAUAAGUUAUUGCUAAUUAGAUAACUCAAAUUUCCC